Messenger RNA from Zootoca vivipara (common lizard), 3624 nucleotides. RefSeq names its product TRAF family member associated NFKB activator (gene TANK). Lineage: Eukaryota; Metazoa; Chordata; Lepidosauria; Squamata; Lacertidae. Gene Ontology annotation, biological process: negative regulation of canonical NF-kappaB signal transduction. The record is from RefSeq and is a predicted model, not a curated record.
ACCUGGGUCUUCCAGAUGUCAAUGAACUCAGACUCUCAUCUGCCGCAGCCAGCAGGGCCAACAGCCAAGGACGAAGCGCCUGAGCUGCACCAGGCUCUCCAUCCACCCCGACUCAAGAGCAAGGGGGGAAACCAGGCGUUUUCUCCUUCACGCUCUCCGGGCGGGCUUGGAUCGGGUCCGACGAACUUGGCUAGAAGGGAGGAGACACAGGGAAGGGACUGGAAAACAGCCAGCGGUGUGGGGACUGCGGCCAGGAGCGGCCAGACAGUCGCCCUCUUCUGUUUCCUGGGCGAAGGCAGCGGCAGCAGCCGGAAAUCUGGCCCGUGGAAAAGGGCAAGGGGUGAGAGGAGGCGGCCCUACACGGGCGGGGACCGGCUCUGGGGCUUCACCCCGCUGACCCCACUUGGGCAAGGCGAUCUCGGAGGCGCCGCGCGCAAUUUUACGCGCCCAGUCACAUGGCCCGAGGAAGCCAGCAGGAAGUGGAUUGUGGUUCCUGGGUUGCGCGUCAGGGCCGCUGCUUUGCGCCCGGGCGCUUGGAGAGGCGAGCAGAGCGGAGGUGGCUGCGAAAUCCGCGAGUUUCCUUGCCUUUGACCAAAAGGUUGAUUCCAGAGGAACAAUGAAAAAACUUCACUGAGAGAAGAUGACAUGGUCCAAGAUCACUUUUGCUAUUCCUGCCAGAGCAUUUGCAAAUGUAACGCAGCCAGGUCCGCUGCAUUUGUCAUUUCUUCAGUGAUGAGACACUGCUGGAAGGAAGCAUGGAUAAGAAUAUUGCAGAGCAGCUCAAUAAGGCGUAUGAAGCCUUCAGACAGGCCUGCAUGGAUAGAGAUUCUGCUGUGAAAGAGCUAAAGCAAAAGACAGACAGCUAUGAAAAGCAGAUAUGUGAACAACAAAACCAAAUUGUAUUUCUUACAAGCACUGUCACAAAACUCAACUCACAGUUGGCUUCGUUGAGUUGCAACAAAGAAGACAGCGAAACCAGAAGAAAUGGUACAUUACUCAACUUGAAUGCUGAUCAGCUGUAUGAAAAGCUGCAGUUGGCAAUGCAGAAAGAGAAGCUUUUAAAGGAACAAUUGGAGGGUGAGAGUGUAAAGUUAAAAGAAACCGAAGAGGAAAGCAAUUUAAAAGAAAAGAAAUUUGAAUCUAUUAUUGCCGUCAAAGAUGAUGAAAUACGGCUUCUGAAGAAACAGUUGAAAGAAAUAAGUGAGGCACAAAAUUCCAGGCCGGGACCAAGAAACGAAAAAGAGGCAAGGAAUGGAAAACAUGCUUCCUCUAGGCAGGAAUUAUCUCCGGGGGCCUUCGGUACAGCUGCCUGUGAAAGGGACGAACUUGAGGCUAUUUUCUGGGGCAUGAAGGAAGAAUUUCAUCACAUACGCGCACUAGCUAAAGCACAGACGGACCAGCUGAGUAAAUUUAAACUACGGAGAGAAGCUGUAACUGAAAUUCCAUUCUCCACGCCUAUCCAGUGCACCGAUGAACAAGCAGAUGACCUCUGUAAUCCUUGGGUUAAAAAGGAUCUAAACAGGGGUGUCGCACACUUCCCAUCCACCACUCCAAGAGGGGUGGGGCAGGACGAGGAAGAAAACUCUGUGGAGUCCCUUUCUCAGUUUAAUGUCAAGUUCCCUCCCAUAGACAACGAUGCUGCUUUCUUGGAGAGCACCCCGGAUGCUCCAGAAAUCCCCUGCAUUGUGAUGCCUGAGAACAUGCUUCCAGAUCAGCCAUUUCAUAGGGACCUUGGAGACCAGGACGUGAGCUACAGCGAGGUGAAGCACAACAUGUUUGAGGGCCAUGGCGCUGACUCAAGCACUUCAGCCGCACAUAAACUGCCAGCUGCUAGUAAAGCCAAAUCCUCAGCCGCCCACACAAACGCACUCGUACAGAGUCCUUUGGACAACCCUCUGUGUUUUCAAGUGCCUUAUGCGUACGGCUUUGGAGCCACUGUCUUUCCAGAUCAAGAUAUCCCUGAAAUAAAACUUCCGUCUUUAGAAGAUAACAAGAGCCCUGUUGGAGUCCCUCAGCAGCCGCUCUGGGAGCCAUAUCACACUCAAGACAAUGACGUAUUGGCACUUCCUUCUGCAGACUCGGAACUUGAUCAGACUGGAAUAUGUGAAUUCUGUCAGAAAGUUUUUCCACCAUCUAGUACAUCAGAGGACUUUCUGAGGCAUCUGAAUUCACACUUCAACUUGAAGUCCUAGUGUCACCGGAGUACAGAUUUUUGUUGCUGUUGCUGUUGAGACCAGGUGCUGCUCUACUUUGAUUUCAGCCCAAUUGCGCAGUGUAAUUCCAGAGCUUUGCGCAACAUCAAUACCAGAACCGACCCGGAGCUAUGUUAAUACGAUUUAAGCCAAUUUCAAAUGCAUAAAAGGAAAAUAAUUGCAAUGCCACCAACAAGGGCAUAGCUUCCCGAGAACAGGGGUUGAAGAGUCCGGGGGCUGGGGGGAGAGAGAGAGAAGGACUUGACUUGGUAACUAUCACACCAUUGUGCCUUUGCUUUCACUUUUAUUCACUGGAAUCUUUUUGACCAUCGAAACAAAUAUUUACUUUUGCCAUCGUGCAUGAUACAGUACUGAACUCCAGCUAGAAACAGAUGUGAUGCAGUGAUUUCAGAGCAAUUCAGCUCCCCCACCCUAAGCACCAGGUUUGUAAGAGGGGUGGGGGGGGAAGAUGAAUUAGUCAGAGGUGUCCAGAAUGGAGCUUCACUUUCCACCUGGUUUAGAAUUGCAUCCUUAAUUGUGUUCUUACUCUGUGCCUUAAUUCCUGCCAAUUGAGCAGGCAGAAAUGGCUACCAGUCUUGGUGUUGGUGGGCAGUGGGAAGACCGGAGGCCUCCCGCGUUGUCAGUAGGUGAAGGGCCCAGGAGCUGCAGGGAGGAGCCAUAAGCCAGCAAUAGAGCAGAGAACAUCUUCUGCCAGACAGAAUAGGCAAUAUUGGACUAGGCUUGUCAAUGGUCUGGCAAUAUAAGUUGUUAUGUUAGAACAAUAGAUGGCCCUGGAUGAAGACAAUCUGUUUGCGUCAAAGAAACAUGUCUCAGCAGCCAAUUGGGGCUGAGAUGAACAUUGUAUAAGGCUUUCAUAAUAUAUAAUGAGUACUGUACACAAACAUUUAGCUUUAUUGGGGUAUUGCAUGGGAAGGUUUGUGGCGAGUUUUUAAAAAAACAAAAACACCCCCAUUUUCAGCAGAGGUGAAAUAAGUUGUUAAUUUUGAGCGUUUUACAGCCAUCAGGAUUUACCUGAGACACUUCAACCACACACACACACCAGUGUAGUAUUUUUCAGCAAGCUGAUCUUGUUUGCAACCUGAUAAUCUUGGACUGGUUGUUUGUUUGUUUGUUUUUGUCCAUAUGUAAUAAUUUUAUAUAGUUAGGAGUUUUAAAGCUCUGUAUAUGCUGUUAAUAGCUAAAUUUCUUCACUUUCUCCAAAUAUCUAGUAUUUACAUAAAAAUCCCCAUUUUACAAAUCAAAAGAAUGGAGAAAACCUGAAUGUCUUGCAUAAUUUUAACUCAUUUGGAUAUACAGACAUUUUUGUACAAUUUUGGUUACAGCCUCUCAUCUGUUUCUGAAAAACUGUUAACUGCCUUUGUGCUAAAAUAAACUGCAUUUUGCAGGGUUUUGGCUCUGGUGUGACCCAGAA